Striga asiatica is the source of this 1171-nucleotide messenger RNA. NCBI's taxonomy places the organism in Eukaryota, Viridiplantae, Streptophyta, Magnoliopsida, Lamiales, Orobanchaceae. The record is from the annotation of a GenBank genome assembly.
AUGCGGGCCCCACCGUCCUCCUCGUCCUCCCUUAAACUCCUGGAGCUCAACAUCAUGUCUGCCCACGACCUUCCCCCUGUCUCCAAGAUGCUCCGCACGUUCGCUGUCGCUUACAUCAGCCCCGACCACAAGCUGACCACGCGGAUCGACCACACGGGCCACACGAGCCCCACUUGGAAUUACAAGGUGGCUUUCCACGUGGACGACCUGUUGUUGAAGAGCGAGUCCUCGGCCGUGACGAUUGAGAUCUACAAUCUGGCCUGGCUUAGAGACCUCCCGAUUGGGACCUGCCACCUCAUGAUCAACAGCCUGUCCAAGAACCCGGGUUUUAGGCGGGUCGAUCUCCGAGUUUGCCGCCCGUCAGGUCAUUUGCAAGGGACUCUGCACGUCGGGGUCCAGCUUGUGGCCCCACCACGUGAGGAGUUUGGAGUUACAGUAAAAGGUCAAGAGCAGGAAGAAGAAGAAGAAGAAGAUGAAGAACAACAACAACAAUAUUUACAUUUACAGGAGCAAGACAACAUGAAUCCUAGGCUGGCAGAAGACACGUCCAUCAGCAGGACGACAUCAGGGCCCGGAUCCGAGCCCGAAAUGAGAACGCUCGCCGCCACCUCAGCAGGGGGUUCUUUCUACUCCGUCAUGCGGCCUCUGCCGUCUGAGGUGGCAGCAGAUUUGAAAAGGGGGCUCUAUUCGGCGGAAUGGAACGACUACGGGAGUUCGGUUUUCGAGGGAUGGACAGAAAAAGGCGACAAAAGCAACGAGGAACUGAAAGUGGGGCCCACUGAGGACCGGUGGCCCGUGGUGGAGGACCCCAUCGUCUGCCUUGCGGCGCCACCAGAUAAUAAGAGGUUCGUGGGCGGCCGGCAGUAUCGGAAGAGAGUACGUACCGAAAACAAGAAAAGAGGGCUUUUCUCGUGUUUUGGGAAUGCCUACGGGUUUCAGUUCAGCAUCUUUUGUGGGUCGAAGCCGUUGAAGAAGAAGAAGAUGAAAAAGGGGAAGAGGAACGUGAACAAACAGAACAUACAUUUGGUCACUCUUUCCGAGGAUAAUCAGCACAGGUAUUAUGUCUGACGUUUUAUUUUAUUUUUUUCUUUUGUGACGUCAAAUGUGUGUCUUAGUUAUGGAGAGAUUUGAAAAUCUCUGUCAAAUUUGAUUCGAUUAUGUUUUUAAGGCU